ACCUCCCUCCUCAAAAUAGAAAGAAGCUCAGGUUUAUUCGGAUUCACAAUCAUUCCCACAUACACACACAUCCGCAUCAUCCAAGGAGAGAGAGAGUAUAUGGAAUGGAGCAGAACGACGUGAUCUCGCCGUUCGUCAUAAAGACGUACCACUUAGUCAGCGAUCCCAGGACCGAUAAUCUCGUUGCUUGGGGGCCAGCCAAUAACAGCUUCGUCGUCGUCGACCCUUUGGAUUUCUCCCGCAGGAUCUUACCUGCUUAUUUCAAGCACAAUAACUUCUCCAGCUUCAUUCGUCAGCUCAAUACCUAUGGUUUCAAGAAGGUGGAUCCAGAUCGAUGGGAGUUUGCGAACGAGUGGUUCCUGCGAGGGCAGAAGCAGUUGCUAGUGAACAUAGUGAGGAAGAAGCAGAGCAAGAAUAAGAACAUAGCGUAUUUUGAGGGGACGAUGCUGGAGGAAAUGGAUGAGGAAGUGUUGGUGAUGGAGAUAGCGAGGUUGAAGGAGGAGCAGAAGGCGUUGGACAAGGAGGUUGAGUGGAUGAAUAAGAGGCUGGAGGCUACCGAGAGACGGCCUCAGCAAAUGAUGGCGUUUCUGUGCAAAGUGGUGGAGGACCCUGACGUUCUAUCUCGCGUAUUGGCCGAGAGAGAAGGAAGACAGUUGGCGGAGAAGAGGCGGCGCUUGAUAUCGCCGGCCACCGCUGCCACCACCUCGUCCUCGUCUUCGUCCGGCAUGCCUGUCAAAACAGAGGUGGAAGAAGACGAUGCAACCGUGGGAGGUAUUAUGUCGCCGUCGCCGGAGACUGGUCUCGAAGCUCAUAAUUUUUGUCAAUCUUCUCGGCCCCAGGAAUCACCGUAUUGGUGGGGCCAAAACCAAUCUACGCUGGAUACACCUCCGCGGAGUAGUGACACGGCAGUGGGAACGGCGGUGAGAACCGUGUGGCCACCUCUGGGAGGGACGUAUUCGGGAUGCCACGGCGGUGACAGUCAAUUGAGUACUUAUUUUACAGAUAUGGCGCCGGAGACUCAAAGCUGUCCUCCUCCGCCGGCGCCGGCGCCGGCGCCUUGUCCAUUUUCCCUGUUGGAGUGGGGCUUUUAGAUACGCUUCCUUCACAAAAUUUGUGUUGGAUUCUAUCUUUUGUGAAAAGUCCUAAUUCUAAUUCUAAUUAUAUCUGCUUUAACUUGUUUAUGAAGAUUUUGCUAGCUGUUUAAUCUGUUUAAAGAAAAUUUAUAAAAGCACGAUUCAAUAUC
Messenger RNA from Prosopis cineraria, 1243 nucleotides. Its product is annotated as heat stress transcription factor C-1-like. NCBI's taxonomy places the organism in Eukaryota, Viridiplantae, Streptophyta, Magnoliopsida, Fabales, Fabaceae. Gene Ontology annotation, biological process: regulation of transcription by RNA polymerase II. Gene Ontology annotation, cellular component: nucleus. Bases 105 to 1091 code for a protein of 328 amino acids. Gene Ontology annotation, molecular function: RNA polymerase II cis-regulatory region sequence-specific DNA binding; DNA-binding transcription factor activity. The record is from RefSeq and is a predicted model, not a curated record. The transcript has 2 exons.